Oncorhynchus kisutch (coho salmon) is the source of this 3972-nucleotide messenger RNA. RefSeq names its product transient receptor potential cation channel subfamily A member 1-like. The record is from RefSeq and is a predicted model, not a curated record. The transcript has 27 exons. Gene Ontology annotation, molecular function: monoatomic ion channel activity; protein binding. The coding region runs from base 108 to 3425 and encodes 1105 amino acids. NCBI's taxonomy places the organism in Eukaryota, Metazoa, Chordata, Actinopteri, Salmoniformes, Salmonidae. Gene Ontology annotation, cellular component: membrane; transmembrane transporter complex. Gene Ontology annotation, biological process: monoatomic ion transmembrane transport.
UUAUUCUAUGCAUUCUGUCACAAGCCAAACCACAUGUAAUGUCGAAGUCCUUGUGGAAAUGUGGACAUGAAUAGAAAAGCUUGACAAGCCCCUUAAAGACAGGCCUGAUGCAGGACAAGACCUAUCAGUCUGUGAUGUACGGAGAUGAUGCUACACAGAUUUCUGACAAAAUAUUUGAGUGGGCUCUUCAAGGUGACUCGGCAGAGUUGGAAAAGCACUCAUCCCACCUGGGUGUCCGUGACCAUGCCAAUGCCAGCCCUCUGCACUAUGCCUCCUCACACGGGCACAUUACCACCAUAAAGCUCAUUGUGCAGUUGACUGGUCCAGAUGAACUGAGUGCCAGUGAUGAGGAGGGCAACACGUCAUUACACUGGGCUGUGCAGAGGACACAGAGAGAGAGCUGUGCUUGCCUUCUGGACCUGGGAGCCAACCCGAACAUCCUCAACCGCCGCCUCAUGUCUCCCCUACACAUGGCUGUCAGCCUCGGACACAACACUCUCAUCGAGCUAUUGCUGUCUCACAGCAACACGGAUGCCAACCUGGAGGGAGACCUGGGGAACACACCUGUAAUGUUGGCCUGCUGUAUUGAUAACCAUGAAGCUCUCCAUCUACUUUUUAAAUAUGGUGCCAGACUAUGUCAACAGAACAAGCUGGGGCAUUAUCCCAUUCACGCAGCAGCCUUUGCAGGGGCCAAGAAAUCAAUGCAGAUGGUUCUUCAGAAAGGUGAGGAAGUAGGUUACUCAAUUGAAUCGCACAUCAACUAUGUGGACAAAUCAUUCAGUACUCCUCUUCAUCUGGCCGUCCGUGGAGGCAACCUGGAGGUGAUCAAACUCUGCAUAGAACAGGGAGCUAAAAUGGACCAACAACAGUGUGACAAAUCCACAGCCCUCCACUUUGCCUGCACCCAGGGAGCAACCGAGGCCGUCAAACUCAUGCUAUCAGCACAUGAUAGAGUCUGUGAUGUCAUCAAUCUCACAGAUGGCACUUGCCAAACUCCACUGCAUAAGACAACAAUAUUUGACCAUGUUGAAUUGGCUGAAUACCUCAUUUCAAAGGGCGGAGACAUUAAUGCCAUUGACUGUAAGGGUCAUACUCCACUGCUUUUGGCAACAAGUUGUAGCGCAUGGAAAACAGUGAGCCUUCUUCUUACACAUGGUGCUAAUUUGAAAAUAAAAGACAAACAUGGCUGCAAUUUCCUUCACCUUGCCAUCUUGCAGCCUAAAGGUCUGACAAACCUUCCUCCAGAAUUCUUAAAGUGCAGCAGUGUGAGAGAGCUCCUGGAUGCAGAGGACAAUGAGGGUUGUACUCCCAUGCACUAUGCCUGCAGACUGGGCAUUCCAGAGUCAGUGAAGAACAUGCUCAGACUGAACGUCUCACUGGACCAGAAGUCAAAGCAGAAGAAAUCUGCACUGCAUUUCGCAGCCGAGUAUGGGAGGAUAAACACCUGCCACAGACUCCUGGAGAGCAUGACCAACACCAGACUGCUGAAUGAGGGAGAUGAGAGGGGUAUGACUCCCCUCCACCUGGCGUCCCGUGGCGGCCAUGUUAUAGUGGUGGACCUGCUGCUGCGGAAAGGAGCGCUGUUCCACAGUGAUUAUAAAGGUUGGACAUGUCUACAUCACGCUGCAGCAGAGGGAUACAGCCAGACCAUUAUCAUACUCCUGGCAUCAAAUAUCAAACUGCUGGACAAAACAGAUGAAGACAGGAACACAGCGUUACAUCUGGCUGCCAGAGAGGGCCAUGUGGCUGCAGUGACACUGCUCCUGGACAGAGGGGCCCAGAUAACGCUCAACAAGAGUGAUGCCUCCUUCCUCCACGAAGCUGUUCUCAACGGCAGGAAAGACGCAGCCAUCGCUGUCAUCCACAAUAAGAGAUGUGCUGAGGCUAUGCUAUUGUUCGAAGUGAAGUCAACUAAGCGAUGCGUUGUCAUGGACAUGAUAGAGUUCCUGCCAGAGUCAUUCAAGCAUCUUUUGGACACUUGUGUAAAGGAGUCAGAUGAUGACAUAAAUAGUACCAACUACUCUAUCGAGUACACUUUCAGAUGGCUACAAGCUCCCAUGCAUGUCAUUAAGCUUGCAAAAGCAGACAAAAGCUUUGACUUCCAGCCUCUCACUGCUCUGAACUACAUGGUGAAAUUUAACCGCAUAGAGCUUUUGACCCAUCCUGUCUGCAAGAAGUAUCUGGAAAUGAAAUGGAAUGCCUAUGGUAUGAAAGUGCACCUGCUAAAUCUGGCCAUCUACUCACUUGGUCUGGGGCCUCUGACACACAUCAUUCAUACACUGAAGCCUGUCCUCAACACCAAUGUCACCAAUACCACGUCACCGUCACCAUCACCAUCAGUCAGCAUGGUGACCACAUCCCUUGACGAGCAAUGCUACAUAAUCACCACAUGCAUGUUCCUGAUUCUUGCCAUGAGUCUGUAUGCAGUUGGCAAGGAGCUUGUGCAGAUAGUUCAGCAGGGUUCAAAGUACUUCUAUGAAGUGACCAAUGCAUUGGACUGGGGUGCUGCCAUCAGUUCUCUGUUGUUUGUGAUCCCUUUACUGAUGGACCUGAAGGACACAUGGCAUUGGGAGGCUGGGGUAGUGGCAGUUCUUCUAUCCUGGAUAAACUUUCUGCUCUAUUUCCAACGGUUUGAACGUGUUGGGAUCUACGUGGUGAUGUUUUUAGAGAUUGCAAAAACUCUUAUAAGCAUCAUUGUACUCUUCUUCUUCCUGCUGCUGGCAUUUGCCUUGGCGUUCUAUGCCCUGAUGCUAGAUCAUAAACUUUUUGAAAAUAGAGCUAGCAUACCGCUAGUAAUCAUGCAAACAUUUGUCAUGAUGGCUGGAGAACUCAACUACCAAGAAAAUGUCCUGAAGCCAUUUCUGGGAGGGAUUCUGCCGUUCCCAUAUUUGACCUACUGCAUUUUUGUUAUGUUCACCUUUGCUGUGCCCAUUCUCCUCAUUAACCUAAUGAUUGGUUUGGCUGUUGGUGACAUAGCAGAGGUACAGGCGAAUGCUGAGCUGAAGCAAAUUGGAAUGCAGAUUGAGCUUCACACUAGUCUGGAAGAGAAAAUGCCAUACUGGUUAAUGAAGAGGGUUGAUCAGAUCUCACUCACUGAGUACCCUAACAGAGCCUGUGACGGAAAGAGAGAAAUGUUAUUUGCAAUGCUGGGUAUGGCGCAUGAGAGAACCACUCUCAACCUCACCUCUCAUCCACCUACACCUAUGGAACAGGAAAUCAGUAAACAGAAGUACAGGUUGAAGGAAAUGUCUAAUAUUAUUGAGAAGCAGCACAACCUUCUGAAGCUGAUCGUUCAGAAGAUGGAGAUCAGUUCAGAGGCAGAAGAGCACGACGGUCCUCAGCUGUUCCAGGGCUACAGGGACAAGCCCCUCCCCUGUCAGAGCAAAUGGAACCCUCUGCUGAGGGCACUGGCAGCCAGGAAGUAACAGCAACAUAUAUUAUCAUGGGCUGUUUCCUACUAAAUGCACUGUACACAAAACCAUGGGUUGGAUUAAGAAGGAAUGUCGGGGUAUGGUAUCACCAUUGUUAACAAAAUAAGACUUGGUGCAUCCUCCUUGAUUUGGACUAUUAUUAAUACACAUAACCACCCCCCCUGCAACUACCACCACCCUUAAAACGUAUCAUAUUUUCACCCCUGCACAUCACCCAUCCAAUAUUGCAGUUAAACUAAUUGACAUAGUGUUCCUUUACUAAUGCACAUUACAGUAUGUAAGGAAACACAAGUGUCACGAUUUAAAAUCAUUUCAAUUGUAAUUUGCAUGGUUUUCUGAAUCAUUUGGUCAAAUAUAACCACAUGGGGAUGUUUGCUCUUGGUAUUUUCGAAUGGUCAUAAGAUAGUAUAUAUACUAGAAAAGUAGUCAGGAUUAUACAUUUAUAGUAUGUGUGCAUGCUUGAUAAAGAGCUUUUAGCACCCCAUAUUUAAGUGUCCUUUAAACAAUAUUACUUGUUAAGGGUGUAUUAAUGACAUGUUGU